This is a messenger RNA of Macroventuria anomochaeta, 2054 nucleotides long. Its product is annotated as alpha/beta-hydrolase. Lineage: Eukaryota; Fungi; Ascomycota; Dothideomycetes; Pleosporales; Didymellaceae. The record is from RefSeq and is a predicted model, not a curated record. The transcript has 3 exons. The coding region runs from base 202 to 1872 and encodes 556 amino acids.
GGCUCAUGUGUAAAACUAAUAACUGGGGCGCGGGCUGAUGAAGGGACGGUAAAUGAAGGCGGGCCUGUACCUGGUGGUUACGAUACCUUGCUUGCCUGUGGGGAUUGCGAGCCGUCAACGUCAAGAUCUGUAGUGAAUAAAGAGCCUGCAGUCGCCUGAUUGUGGACUUCGGAACCCGGCUUUCAUCAGGUCAUCGACAAUAUGUUGAAGCUUUUCAGUGCGGCAGCCCUGCUGGGCGCAGCGUUUGCGCAGAAUUCAUCGGCUCUUCCAACCGUGGAUCUUGGGUAUGAGAUUUAUAGGGCUGCGAGUUUCAAUAACACUGGCGGCUUCUACAACUUCUCAAACAUCAGAUAUGCAGCACCACCGGUCGGUGACCUGAGGUUCGCUCCUCCUCAGGCGCCUGCAGAGAACAGAUCGUCCAUCAACACUGGUGGCCUCAACAGGAUAUGUCCUCAGGCUGGUCCAGCAUGGUCCGCGCAGGCUACUCAGUUCCUGACCAGCCUUAUUCUUGGUACUCAGUACAACACCAGCACUAACUACGUGCCACCGGGCGCAAACUCGAGCAGCCCCGUCCCAGCAGCGGACCCUCGUGAAAACGAGGACUGUCUCUUCCUGGAUGUCUUCGUACCUCAGGAUGUUUUGGCCAAGGCAGGGAAAGGCUACGGUGCUCCAGUACUUGUCUGGAUCUACGGUGGUGGUUAUACGGGCGGCAACAAGAACAACAACCCCGCUGGACUCGUUGCUGCUUCUGGCAACUCCUCGAACGGUGACGUGAUCUAUGUAUCCUUGAACUACCGCCUUGGUGCAUUCGGAUGGCAAGCCGGACCUUCGUUCCAAGCUGAGGGAGGAACAGCCAACGUCGGCCUUUACGACCAGCGCUUCGCCCUCGAAUGGGUACAGAAGAACAUUCAUCUGUUUGGAGGUGACAAGAACCGUGUUACGGUCUUUGGCGAAUCUGCUGGUGGUGGCAGUAUUAUGCACCAAAUCACCGCGUAUGGAGGACUCAAGGGCAAAGCCCCUUUCCAGCAGGCGAUCCCGCAGAGUCCUGCAUGGCAACCAGUGCAGUCUAACGUCCAGUUGGAAGACACAUACCGCAAGUUCCUGAACCUGACAAACACCACGUCGCUUGCCGAGCUUCGUGCUUUGCCUUACGAGACUGUCAGGCGCGCCAACGUACAGCAAGUCGCCUAUGAUACUGCCUGGGGUCUGUUCGCGUACGGACCCACCGUCGACGGCAACUUCGUUCCUCAACAGCCCGCACAGCUGCUUGCUCAGGGCCGAUUUGAUAAAGAUGUCAACGUAAUGGUUGGUCACAAUGCAAACGAGGGACCUCUCUUCACAGCUCCCUCUAUCCAUUCGGACGCUGCGCUUCGCAGGCAGCUGAACACUGCGUAUCCACACAUGCCCAACUCAUCGGUCGACUACAUCACCAACGUUCUCUAUCCGCCGGUCUUCAAUGGCUCAUACCCGUACACUACCCAGUACGCGCGAGCUGCUCUAAUCGUUAGCGAGGGCAUGUUCACCUGCAACACCUACUACCUUUCCAAGGCCUACAACAAUGAGACAUACUCGUAUCUGUUCGCCGUACCGCCCGCCUUCCACGGAUUCGAUAUAGCAUAUACCUACUUCACCGGCGGCGCUACUAGCCUUUUGCCUACCGGUGUGACCAAUAGCACAGUCGCAACUGCGCUGCAGGAAUUCAUCGCAAGCUUCGCGGAGGAGGGUGCGCCUGAGGCUCCCGGCGUUCCCAAGUUCGACAUGUAUGGAGAGAAUGCGAGCGUGCUGAGGCUAAACAUUACCGGUAUCGAUGAGAUCCGUGAUUCGAAUGCCAAUAAGCGUUGCGACUGGUGGCAGCUGGCACUGGUCUCGUAGAUGGUUCAGGUUUCACGAAUUGUAGACAACACCAACGCCGGGACAACAUGAUCAUAGACGACUAGUGCAAUGAUUGUAUGAGCUCUUGUGUUGCAGAGAAAGAAGUCGAGUGAUACUUAACAUUCUGAAACUGAAAGAGGGCAUUCGAAGUGUAAUGGCCUUUGUCUGGGUCCGCGGGUAGA